This is a messenger RNA of Carlito syrichta (Philippine tarsier), 6089 nucleotides long. It is a transcript of the gene ZC3H13, whose product is annotated as zinc finger CCCH-type containing 13. Gene Ontology annotation, cellular component: nuclear speck. Gene Ontology annotation, molecular function: metal ion binding. Lineage: Eukaryota; Metazoa; Chordata; Mammalia; Primates; Tarsiidae. The record is from RefSeq and is a predicted model, not a curated record. The transcript is spliced from 20 exons. Bases 364 to 5439 code for a protein of 1691 amino acids.
AGAGGAACCCGACAAACCCUGGGCUUCCGGCGGCGUCUUGAGGCGGUCGUCUCAGCGGCCUGGUAGUGUUUGCGCUGCGCUUUCCUGCUCUACGUUCUCUUAGUUCACUUUCUUCUUCCAUCUCAGGGUCACUGGACCCUGGCGAAGCGGCGGGCGGGUUCCGCUUCUCAGCCGUCCCGGGAGCGCCUAGCUAGCCGAGGGCCGGUUCCCGGGAGCCGCGCGCGCACCUCUUUCUCCCUGUCGUCGUCCCCCCGGGGCCAGGCGCGGGGACGGAAAGUCGCCUCUCCCGCUCCCCGGAGCGGAGGCGGCAGUAGCGCCUCCGAACUGCACUUGCGAAGGGAACUCGGGGAGGAGUAGUACGAAAUGUCAAAAAUUAGAAGGAAGGUCACAGUGGAAAAUACCAAGACCAUAUCUGACAGCACAUCCCGAAGACCCAGUGUAUUUGAGAGGCUUGGACCCAGCACUGGCAGUACAGCAGAGACACAGUGCCGUAACUGGCUGAAGACUGGCAACUGUCUCUAUGGAAACACAUGCAGAUUCGUACAUGGCCCUUCACCUCGUGGUAAAGGUUAUAGCAGCAAUUAUAGAAGGUCACCAGAAAGACCUACAGGGGAUCUUAGAGAAAGAAUGAAGAACAAGCGUCAAGAUGUGGACAGUGAACCCCAGAAACGAAAUACAGAGGAGUCAUCCUCACCUGUUAGGAAAGAAUCUUCAAGAGGGAGACAUAGGGAAAAGGAAGACAUAAAAAUCACUAAGGAGCGAACUCCAGAAAGUGAAGAAGAAAAUGUAGAAUGGGAAACUAAUAGAGAUGAUUCUGACAAUGGAGAUAUUAAUUAUGAUUAUGUUCAUGAAUUGUCAUUGGAAAUGAAGCGUCAGAAGAUACAAAGGGAACUAAUGAAGCUGGAACAAGAAAACAUGGAGAAGAGAGAAGAAAUUAUCAUUAAAAAGGAGGUUUCACCAGAAGUGGUCAGAUCAAAAUUAUCUCCGUCACCUUCUCUAAGAAAGUCUAGCAAAUCUCCAAAGCGAAAAUCAAGCCCAAAGUCAUCGUCUUCAGCUAGCAAGAAAGAUAGGAAGACAUCUGCAGUAUCUUCUCCCCUGUUGGACCAGCAGAGAAGUUCAAAAAGCAACCAAAGUAAAAAGAAAGGACCACGCACUCCUAGUCCACCCCCACCUAUACCGGAAGAUACUUCUCUGGGGAAAAAAUAUAAAGAAAAGUAUAAGGUAAAAGACAGGAUAGAAGAAAAACCAAGAGAUGGAAAGGACAGAGGACGAGAUUUUGAAAGACAAAGAGAAAAAAGAGACAAACCACGGUCUACUUCCCCAGCAGGACAGCAUCAUUCUCCUAUAUCUUCUAGACAUCACUCAUCUUCCUCACAAUCUGGAUCGUCUAUUCAAAGACAUUCUCCUUCCCCUCGACGAAAAAGAACUCCUUCACCAUCUUAUCAGCGGACACUAACUCCACCUUUACGCCGCUCUGCUUCUCCUUAUCCUUCCCAUUCUUUGUCUUCUCCUCAGAGAAAGCAAAGUCCUCCAAGGCAUCGCUCUCCAAUGCGAGAGAAAGGGAGACAUGAACAUGAACGAACUUCACAGUCUCAUGAUCGGCGUCAUGAAAGGAGAGAAGAGACUAGAGGCAAACGGGACAGAGAAAAGGACACAAGAGAAGAACGAGAAUAUGAUCAGGAUCCAAGUUCAUCUAGGGACCACAGAGAUGACAGAGAACCCCGGGAGGGUCGGGAUCGGAGAGAUACUAGAGAUACUAGAGACCGAAGGGAACUGAGAGACUCCAGAGACAUUCGGGACUCCAGGGAGAUGAGGGAGUAUAGUAGAGACACCAAAGAGAGCCGUGAUCCCCGAGAUUCUCGGUCCACUCGUGAUGCCCAUGACUACAGGGAUCGUGAAGGUCGAGAUGCUCAUCGAAAGGAGGAUACAUAUCCAGAAGAGUCUCGGAGUUAUGGCCGAAACCAUUUGCGAGAAGAAAGUUCUCGUACUGAAAUAAGGAAUGAUUCCAGAAAUGAGUCGCGAGGUGAAAUGAGAAAUGACCGAAUGGGCAGAAGUAGAGGGAGAGGUCCUGAGUUACCUGAAAAGGGAAGUCGAGGCUCAAGAGGUUCUCAAAUUGAUAGUCACAGUAGUAAUAGCAACUAUCAUGACAGCUGGGAAACUCGAAGUAGCUAUCCUGAAAGAGACAGAUAUCCUGAAAGAGACAACAGAGACCAAGCAAGAGAUUCUUCCUUUGAGAGACGACAUGGCGAGAGAGACCGUCGUGACAACAGAGAGAGAGCUCCUAUGUUCUACACCUCCUGCUGCCCCUAUCCUUUGCCACCAGUGUUCUCAGGUCCUGCUGGGGGGACAGAGAAGAUCAGAGAUCAAAGACCAAGCUCACCAGUUCGACAUCAGGGAAGGAAUGACGAGCUUGAGCGUGAUGAACGAAGAGAGGAUCGAAGGGUAGACAGAGCGGAUGACAGGAGAGAUGAAAGGGCGCGGGAGCGGGAGCGGGAGCGGGAGCGGGAGCGGGAACGAGAGAGGGAGCGGGAACGGGAUCGGGAAAGAGAGAAAGAAAGAGAACUGGAAAGGGAGCGUGCUAGAGAGCGGGAGCGAGAACGGGAGCGAGAAAAGGAGAGAGACCGCGAAAGAGAGAGAGACCGAGACCAUGAUCGAGAGCGAGAGCGGGAGCGGGAGAGGGAGCGAGACAGGGAAAAGGAACGGGAGCGAGAGAGAGAAGAAAGGGAAAGGGAGAGAGAGCGAGAGCGGGAGAGAGAACGAGAGCGGGAACGGGAGCGAGAAAGAGCCAGAGAAAGGGAUAAAGAACGCGAACGCCAGAGGGAUUGGGACGACAAAGACAAGGCACGAGAUGACCGCAGAGAGAAGCGAGAAGAUAUCCGGGAAGAUAGGAAUCCAAGAGAUGGACAUGAAGAGAGAAAAUCAAAGAAGCGCUAUAGAAAUGAAGGGAGUCCCAGCCCUAGGCAGUCACCGAAGCGCCGGCGGGAGCAUUCUCCUGACAGUGACACCUAUAACAGUGGAGAUGAUAAAAAUGAAAAACAUAGACUCUUGAGCCAAGUUGUACGGCCUCAAGAAUCUCGUUCUCUUAGUCCAUCACACCUCACAGAAGACAGGCAGGGUAGAUGGAAAGAGGAGGAUCGUAAACCAGAAAGGAAAGAGAGUUCAAGGCGCUAUGAAGAGCAAGAACUCAAAGAGAAAAUUUCUUCUCUAGAUAAACAGAGAGAACAGACAGAAAUCAUGGAAAGCUUAAGAACACGUGCACAAGACAUUAUAGGACACCACCAGUCUGAAGAUCGAGAUAUACCUGAUGGAACUUAUGAUGAAAAUAAGAAAAAAGCAAAAAUUCAAAAGAAGCCUAUUAAGAAAAAGAGAGAGGAUGAUAUUGGAAUAGAGAGGGGUAACUUAGAGACACCGUCUGAAGAUGGCCAAGUAUUUUCACCCAAAAAAGGACUAAAAAAGAAAAGUAUUGAAAAAAAGCAUAAAAGAUCCAAAGGUGAUUCUGAUAUUUCUGAUGAAGAAGCAGUUCAGCAAAAUAAGAAGAAAAGAGGCCCACGGACUCCCCCUAUAUUAACUAAAGAGGAAUUGAUUGAAAUUUCCAAUGAUAAGGAUGGCAUUCUAGAGGAUCUUCAGAAAAAAGAAGAGACAGCAUUCAGUGACUGGUCUGAUGAGGAUGUGCCUGACCGGACAGAGGUUGCAGAAGCAGAGCAUGCUGCCACUGCUGCUACUCCUGGGAGUACCCCUUCUCCUCUGUCUACUCUUCUUCCUCCUCCACCUCCUAUGGCUACUGCCACUAUUACAACUGCUCCUCCUGCUCUUGCCACUGCUACCACCUCCUUUAGCACAUCCGCUGCCACCAUUCUCACCUCUGCCACUCCCACCAGUACCACUUUUGCCAAUGAAGACUCACAUAGAAAAUGCCACAGAACACGAGUGGAAAAAGUAGAAGCACCUCAUGUUACUAUAGAAGAUGCGCCACAUCGCAAGCCAGUGGAUCAAAAGAGGAGUAGCAGCCUUGGAAGCAAUCGGAGUAAUCGUAGUCAUACAUCUGGUCGUCUGCGCUCCCCAUCCAAUGAUUCUGCCCAUAGAAGUGGGGAUGACCAAAGUGGUCGAAAGAGAGUAUUGCACAGUGGCUCAAGAGACAGAGAAAAAACAAAAAGCCUGGAAAUCACAGGAGAGAGAAAAUCUAGAAUUGACCAGUUAAAGCGUGGAGAACCCAGUCGAAGUACCUCAUCAGAUCGCCAGGAUUCAAGAAGCCAUAGUUCAAGACGAAGUUCUCCUGAGUCCGAUCGACAGGUCCAUUCAAGAUCUGGGUCGUUUGAUAGCAGGGAUAGACUUCAAGAACGAGAUCGAUAUGACCAUGAAAGAGAGCGAGAGAGAGAGAGAAGAGAUACCAGGCAGAGAGAAUGGGAUCGAGAGGUUGAUAAAGAUUGGAUACGGAAUAGGGAUCGAGAGAGGAUACGGGAACGAGAAAGAGAGCGAGACAAAAGGAGAGACUUGGAUAGGGAAAGAGAGAGACUCAUUUCUGAUUCUGUUGAAAGGGAUAGGGACAGAGACCGAGACAGAACUUUUGAGAGUUCUCAAAUAGAAUCUGUGAAACGCUGUGAAGCAAAACUGGAGGGUGAACAUGAAAGAGACAUAGAAGGCACUUCCCGAGACUCCGUAGCUUUGGAUAAAGAAAGACUGGAUAAAGAUCUGGGAUCUGUGCAAGGAUUUGAAGAUGUAAAUAAAUCCGAGAGAACUGAGAGUUUGGAAGCAGGAGAUGAUGAAUCCAAGUUAGACGAUGCACAUUCGUUAGGCUCUGGUGCUGGAGAAGGAUAUGAACCGAUCAGUGAUGAUGAACUAGAUGAAAUCCUGGCAGGUGAUGCAGAAAAGAGGGAGGACCAACAGGAUGAAGAGAAGAUGCCAGAUCCCUUGGAUGUGAUAGAUGUGGAUUGGUCUGGUCUUAUGCCAAAGCAUCCAAAAGAACCAAGAGAGCCUGGAGCUGCACUCUUAAAAUUCACACCUGGAGCUGUUAUGCUAAGAGUUGGGAUUUCUAAAAAGUUGGCAGGAUCUGAACUCUUUACCAAAGUCAAAGAAACAUGUCAGAGACUUUUAGAAAAACCCAAAGAUGCAGACAGUCUUUUUGAACAUGAAUUAGGGGCUCUCAACAUGGCUGCAUUACUACGAAAAGAAGAAAGGGCAAGUCUUCUUAGUAAUCUCGGACCAUGUUGCAAGGCGUUAUGCUUCAGGCGGGAUUCUGCGAUCCGAAAGCAGCUUGUUAAAAAUGAGAAGGGUACUGUAAAACAAGCUUACACGAAUGCUCCAAUGGUAGACAAUGAAUUACUACGAUUGAGUCUUCGAUUAUUUAAGCGGAAGACUACUUGCCAUGCCCCAGGACAUGAAAAGACUGAAGAUAAUAAACUUUCACAAUCUGAUAUCCAGCAGGAACUGUGUGUGUCUUAAGACUGAAGUUCAGCAUAACAUUGUUGGUACUAUCUUCCUUCAGCAGUGCAUAUUCUGUUUUCAAAGUUCCUGUGGUUUGGCAAGCAUUAUUAGUGACAAAGGCAGAAAAGAUGUAUCAGCCAUGCUAAAAGAGUAACUUAAGAUUUUACAUUAAUUUUUACAUAGUACUUGAUACUCAUGCAAAAUAAUGUGAAAACAUCUAGAUUUAGUGGUUUAUUCUGUACCUUUGGUUAAAACUGAAGACUUUGGAAAACGGUUGUCACUGCUCUUCCAGCCUAUGAAUAUUUUUUUAUGAAAUGGAACCACCCUGAUUUAUGUUCUGGAUCAUCCAUACAGAAACCACGAUUUUCUUCAGAAAUUGUUCUUCAAAGUAAUUGCACACAUUGUGCAACACCGUGUUGUACAGAACAUUUGAUAGGGAAUGUGGUCUAGCAUGGUGUGUGUGUGUAGGCAGAUCUCCAGAAAGAGAGAGACAAAAUAUUUUUUUUCUUUUGAAAGUUUUAUGAGUCUUUGUUUUUUUAAAAUACGUGUGUACAUUGUUACAAUGUAUAUUGGAUGUCUUUGGAUUCCAAUGAUGUUUUUGUUUGUUAUCAGACACUGUGUACUAUUCUUAUUUUUAAUAAAUGUACCUUCCCUUUUCUUGUUCUAGA